This is a messenger RNA of Microplitis mediator, 785 nucleotides long. RefSeq lists its product as uncharacterized. The record is from RefSeq and is a predicted model, not a curated record. NCBI's taxonomy places the organism in Eukaryota, Metazoa, Arthropoda, Insecta, Hymenoptera, Braconidae. The transcript is spliced from 2 exons. Bases 210 to 695 code for a protein of 161 amino acids.
UGCGUCAUAUGCCAACGCAAGUUGUCGUUUCGUAUCUCACUUAAUUAUUAAUAGCCUACGGCAACCAUUCCAUGCUGCUUAUUAUCGUAUUUAUAUUUUUUAUGUUAGAAUAUUCGACUAUUUUAUACUAAUUUGUGGUUGAGAAAGCAUUUAAUAGUCAGUAAAAAAAAAAUUGUGGAAAAACUCAAAGUAGUUAAAAAUCCUAUAAAAUGAUUUAUAAAAUUGUACUUAUUUGUAUGGCGUUACAAGUGACUAUUACUCGAGCUGAUGAAGAAGUUCAUCAACUAACGCUUCCAAAAAACAACCCGGAGGUUGAGUUUUUUGUCCAGAAAGGAAUUAAUAAAUUUUUUGAUUACCUGCAAGAAAAUUUUUUCAAGAAUGACACGACUAAGAUGGAUAAUUCAACAGUAGUUAGAGAAGUAAAUAAUACUGUUCUUACAAUUGUUGGGAGAGAAAGACAGUAUCAUAUAAAUGUGAAGUAUCCUGUAAUAAAAGAAGUGUUAGAUCAGAAGCAUCGCUUCGCAAAUCCAUAUUACGAUUGUGUGAUUGAUAUUAAGACAAUGGCUGAUGAACAUAUGGAAAUUUGUUGUUACUAUUACUAUGACGCGACCUGCUACUCAUACUAUUGCACGCAGAGACCGGAUAAAGUUACAACUUGCGAUCAGAAGAGUGUCUUAAUGGAAAAAAAAAAUUAAAAAAUAGAUGGCGCUCUAAUAUGUUGAAAAAGUAUUAAAAAAAAAACACAAUUAUAAUAAUAAAAAACAAAUAUCGGCUAAAUUUUUUCA